UUUGCCAGUCAGAGAGCGAAACAAGGAAGGCGUUUUUUUUAAGCAAGAGAAACCCGAAAUGACGACGGCUGUUCCGAGAAGUAGCCUACUUUUUAAUUCACAAUUGAUCUAGACACCUCUUUGACUUGCCAAGUUCCUGUAAAGUUUAUGCAACAAGAUUUAACUUCUUCCAAGUGGAUAGAGCAGCCUGCGGGUGUUCUUUGAAGAAGUCUUGCGAAUGCUCAACAACGUGAGCCAAUAGCUCCUUAUGGUGAAGUUGAUACUUGUAACAUUACCAACAAUAUAUUUAAAACGGCAGACAGUUCUACUGAUGACAUUUCUAUUAGUUUGGCACAAACUUUGUUUCGCAUUAAUAUUGAUAAGCAGAGUCCUCUAUGGCAAAGUAACUGUAAAAGGUAGCGUGAGUUUGCUGUCCACUGUGUCAGCUGCAAACAUUAAAACAUUUUUUUCUGUCGAUUUUAUUUCUGAUUUUUCGUCGAUUUGUUUGAUCAGUUGGGUUUUUGUCGACGUCACGUCCUCUUUGUGUAGGGCUCGUAUUGGAAGUUGAGGUUUAACUUAAUUCUGGCCGCUAAACAACUGCGAAACCCACUUACAGCGGUGCAAUAAUAAGGUUGAUGGUAAAACCGCUGGUUCAUGUAGGCUACCAUGGAUUUGGAGCGACAGAAGCGUCGAGAAGAUAUUCAGAGGGCACUGGCGUUUAUACAGUCCUCUUUGCCUUUUCCAGAGCCUGAAAGCUACGAGGUGUUCCUGACACAGCUAGUGUGCAACCUCCUGGACGAGGGCAAUGCCACCUUUCGGGAGGGCAGCUGGAGGAAGGCGCUGAGGCAUUACAGUGAGGGCAUUAGCGUGGCGAACUAUGCCAGGGAGGAGGCCCUCUCCAUCCCCACUGCCCUACUGGAGAGCCUGUACUUGAACAGGGCAGCCGCCAACUAUAGUGUGCACGAGUAUGAGCUGGGACUGCAGGACUGCGAGCGUGUGUUGGCUGUCGAGAAGGACAGCCAGAGAGCGCUCUACAGGAAGGCUCUAUGCCUGAGAGAGCUCGGCCGUGUGAGGGAGGCAUACGACUGCAGCACAGAGUGCCUUCUAUCCUCACCCCAGGACACACGGGUGAACGAGCUAGCACAGGAGCUUGCCUGCAAACUGGGCCUGAAGACUCGAAAGGCCUACACCAGCUCUCCGGAUGAUUUGACUCCAACAGAAGGGAGUAAUGGACAUUCGGCCCCAGCUACUGAAGAAGAGGGCACAUCAAAUGGUCUUGAUUUCUUGAGUGACAUUUCAUCAGUCCAGUUGUCCUUGGGCAUUCCGAUCCCAGUCAGUGAGGAAUCCUCCCCUCCACCCAUGUGCGCCGCCAAGACCGUCAUGUUCUCAGACAGCGCGGCUCUUAGUCCUGAGUGUGUGCCUCUGUCAAUUCCCAUCUCUGGGGACAUGGGGAGCUGUGAGGUGUUGGGGGACGAACUGGACAGCCUCCUGGAUGCAUGUGUGUCCACAGUGGAGCAGCCCAACCUGCUGACUAUACCAAGUCACCUGCCUGUUAAACCUUCCGUGGGUCUGUCGCCUGCCUUUCCCGCCCCCACAACCACCUCACCCCUGCUGCCAUCUGACCUCUUCGGUUCGGCCCUCAGCCAGCUAAACUCUCUGGAUGCCUUCUCGGGGCUCUGUCCGGCCCAGGCAGCCUCACCCAGAGGCUUGGACGCCCUGGAUGCCCUGGAUGCCCCAGAUUCCAUGGAUGUCCUAGAUGCCCUGGACGCAUUCUCUCCCCUGGGGGCUACCUCACAUGCUUCCCUGGGGCCAGCGCUGGUGGUGGGCGGAGUGGGGUUGGACUCUCUGUCUGAAUUCUCCCUGCCUAGCAGUAAAGAGCCGCAUAGUUUUCUGUCAUCAUUACGGACACCAAACCCUCCAAACAGAUAUAAUGGUCAGAUGAUUUCUAAGCUCUACCUGCUUUCACGGAACCCUCUAGAAGCCACACAUGAGUUUAUUCAGGCCUGCCCUAUCUGUUAUGUGAAGAACGGCCCAGGAGUGUUGGACUAUCAGUACCAUCCGGAUCAGGCCCAUGACUGUAAGAGGAACACCCUGCUUUGCCGGAGGAAGAAUCCAGAAGAUCCCACCUGGAAAAGGGUUCGUCCCAGGCCAGCAUACAACAACUUCAUGGGACCCUUUGUGCUUUGCAAAGAGGUGCAAGAGCGUCAGGAGUGUAAGUACGGGGAGAACUGCACGUUUGCGUACCACCAGGAGGAAAUUGACGUGUGGACGCAGGAGCGGAUGGGCACCCUGAUCAGAGAGCUGCUCUUCGACCCUCUGGGCUCCUCUGGUGGCCAGGCGCUCAGCAUCGCCCAGCUGCUGCACAUCCACGCCGGCAUGUUCAUGUUCCUCUGUAAGGAAUGUUUUGAUAGUAAGCCCCGGAUCAUUAGUAGACACUGCAAAGAGAACAAGACUGUCUGCUCCAAUCUGACCACCCACCAUGUGUUUGACCACAACAAAUGUUUAGUGCACGUGGAGAAAGCCAAUGGCAGGGUGCGUUACACAAAGAUCCGCCCGCUGCGGCUCCAGUGCCAGUUUGACGUGUGUCGAUAUGAGGCGCGUUGUGGCUGCCAGCACGAGGACGGCUGUCCUUUCGCCCACUCCGUCAUCGAGCUCAAGUGCUGGGUGCUACAGCACAGCUCUGGCACCACCCAAGAAGAAAUCGUGCAGGAGUCCAAGAGACAAUGGCACAAACAGGAGCUGAUCCUGAAGAGACAGAAGCCUGCAUAUGUUCCAGCCAAGCCAGUAGCUCCUGCCAACAGCCCUCCAUCAGCAGGAGGAAGUGCUGGCCCGUCCAGAGGGCGGAGCUUGAACAUGAAGAUGAAGUUUGUGUGCAGUCAGUGCUGGAGGGACGGCGUGGUCAACGAGCCAGACAAGGCGUUCAAGUACUGUCUGGGCAAAGCCCGCCACAGCUGGAUUAAGGAACAUCGGGUGCUGCUGGUGAAUGCCUUUGAGAAGUGGGUGAUGGUCAGAGCACCACCCUUUUCUAAGCACCACUUUCAGAAGUACGAUAUCUGUGCCCAUGUGCUUAAGCAGAGGAAAUGCACUUAUCCGGGGAACUGCUCCUUCGCUCACAGCCAGGAGGAGAGGGACGUGUGGACCUACAUGAAGAACGAAGGCUUGCAGGACAUGCAGCAGCUGUAUGACAUGUGGCUGACCACGUCCAGUCAGAGCCACCAUCCAAACAACACCUCCCCGCACCAGCGAACCGAUGACAAGCAUAUCGCAAUGCCAACAGAUUAUGCCGAUCUAAUGAGUGGCUUCCAUUGUUGGCUCUGUGGGAAGCACAGCAACAGCGAGCGGCAGUGGCAGCAGCACAUCUCCACAGAGAAGCACAAGGACCGCCUGUUCAAAGAGGACGAGGAGAACCUGGACUGGAUGUACCGCUUCCCUGGACUCCACCUCUCCCUCUGCCCCAGGUUGGGUGGUGCAUGUCCAGACGGCCAUGCCUGUGAUUUUGCCCACAGCGAGGAGGAGCUUGAAGAGUGGCAUGAGCGACGGGCCUUCUUGCGGCGGAAGCUGGCCAAGGCCCGGGCCGAUAUGCUGAUUGCCCCCACUGACUUCAACUUCGGGAGGUACAACUUCCUCCUAAGGGACUGAGCCAUCCUCCAGGAUUCACAUUCAUUAAUUACAUAUGCACGUUAUGCACAAACACACACACACAUGUAUAUGGAGACUGCCAUCAAAAUAGUUUUUCAGUGAAGUGCAAGUUAAUAACUAGUCUACUGUCCUCUGACUUCAAGGAUCAAGGAUCAAUGAAAUCUAAAUAUACACUGCUCACAAAAAGUUAGGGAUAUCUGGCUUUUGGGUGAAAUUGUAUGUUUCAGUAACGAAAGUAUUGAAACAUUGAACUGUUGAACAUGCACAUUCAAAAGUUUAGAGAAGGUCACAUUAAGUUCAGCUGUAACGGUUAUAGUGGAUUUUAGGUGCAUCCUGAAAUGUCACCCGAAAGCCGAAUAUCCCUGACUUUUUGAGUAGUGUAGAAUAAAAUUGCACCCCCAAGACAUUUCUAAAAUUAAUUCUCCAUGAAUUAAUCAGAAUUUCUAAUCCAGCUACCAAUUAGAAAACAGUGUUUCCCUUCCCUGGCCUCCAAUUGUCUGCCCUGCCCCUCCCUGCCCUGCCCCCCCUCCCCACUAAACUUUGAAUUGUCCAUUAAAGGGGGAACAUUUUGCACAUUUAAGCUAUUAGUGAUAAGUUGACUCUGCAGUAUUGUUUACCUUUUCAGGCCUAUCCCAGAAUAUGUAUCAUAUUGAUAUUCUUCAGAAUCAGACAUAGUUUUAGGUGUGUGUGUGUGUGUGUGUGUGUGUGUGUGUGUGUGUGUGUGUGUGUGUGUGUGUUGCAGAUAAAGGUUGAUAAUCAUGAUUCAAAUGUGUCCAAAUCUAGUUCUGAGCAUUCAAGACCAUGGUCUUGUAAGGUUCAGUUGUGUCAUUAGCACUGGCAUUUGCGACCAAAGUCAGUGUGCAUUUCUCUAUCUUUGUAUGCAGUGAAAGUGUGCCAGCAAAUCAUUGCAAUACAGACUUUAUACUGACUAUAAUGCUAUUGAAAGGAUACAUUGCAGUACAUUGAAUAUUAAGUGAUUUGUAAUUGCACAAAGAAAGUGUUGUAUUGUCCCGACAGCUUGAAGGAGUUGAACCACAGAGAAAGCAUUCAAACAAAAUGUGUAUUUUUGGAAAACAUAGUGAUUGUAACUGUAGGGUUUUGCAAACCAGACGGACAUAAAUAGAACUGAGUCAGCAGCAGAAUUAUACAGUUCAAUGCUGUGAACAAGGAGUGGUUGUGUUAACCAGCAGGAGAAUGUAGUGGCUUUGUGGUGGCACAGUCCCAUGCUUGGGUUUUAAGCAUUCCUGACAUUGUUGCUACAGUCAAUGAAUGGUGGUGGUAUUGACCCAGUAAGAGAAAUAAAGUCAUAACAGUUAGGUUUGCAGAGAAAAUAAUUAAGGCAGCACAACUAAAGGGAAAACCACACAUAGAUCAUUGUUUUCUGUUAUAAUUCACUGGUACUUUGUGUUGGAUAAAAAUUUGGACAAAAAAUGUACAUUCAAGAGAGACAUUCUGUAUGUAUUUUAAUCUGCCUACUUCAGUCAUUUUCACAGGCGUAUUAUAAUUAUUCCGCCUGCUUUUACAAAAGAGCUGCUAGUCCUAUGGGGGUCGACUAAACCACUUCUUUAUAAAAGCACAAGUCUGGAGGCAGCUUGCUGAAAUUACGUUGCACUCUGAAUCAACACUGUGACAUCCACCUCCUCUUUCAUAAAUGGUUGGAUUAGAUCAGGCAUUUUGAAAUCGGUUAACUCUGGGUCCCAUGCAAAUUCAAGCCACAUUCUCUCACAGUUUGCUCCAAACCUAGUAUUUAAUAAAUAUGUCACAUCCGAGAAUAAUGCAUUGUUGAAUGAAAGAAGGGAGCAUGAAAAACACCUCAAGGAGAUCAAGAAUAGUGAAAACUACAAGUCAUGUGUCCAUGUGUUUGUCACAAGUGAUCAAAAAUGUAAGAAGAAGUAAAACUGUAAAAGUAAAGAUGAAGAUAGUGUGAAUGUGAAUACACUACUUCUAUGUUUUUAAACAGAAGUACCAGAAAGAUGGUAAAAAUGGAUUUAUCUUGAACAACCGCAUAAUAUGUUUGUUUACAAUGUCUGUAUCUAGACAGUCUCACUGAAAUGUUACGCUUGUGAACAUACAAUCAGAAGAUAUACUCUCUUUGUAUUGUAAGAUAAUGUAACAUCUAUAUUAGGUUGUAGAAUGUAGAGAAUAGUUAUGUGAACAAUUUAGAAUUUAGAACAAUCUUUGUUGCCAGUAUAAUCUGCACCAUUUAUAUGUUGUGGUAUUUGGUUCCUUGGCUUAAUGAGGGACCUAUCCUCAUAUGUCUCUGUGCCUUAAAGUUGUUACACCUUUAUACUGUUGGUAGUUAAAAACUGUUAGUGGUUAUAUUGUUCAGUGCCACAACCCAGUCACAACCAGUCAUUCCUGACCUGAUCAGUAGAGAAGUAGAGAUUUUCCUUUUGUGUGCCAAAGUAUCCGCAUUCAAGGCACUACUGAAGGCCUAGAUGUAUUAGAAAUACUGGACUUAACACAAAUGUCUGCAGAAAGCAUCAAUGAUCGGUUAUUUCUUAUUUCACUUGCCAGUAUUUUUUUUUUACUUCUCUCUAUUAUGAAGAAAAGGGUGUUUCUUUUGGUUGAUGCAGCAUUCCAUCUUCAAGUUAAGAGCAGUAGCGAAGCAUGUGAAAUAUACUCCAGAUUCAGGUCUGAACAACAAGCAUCUCUAACUACUGUUUCACACUUCUAAUGUAAAUUACCAUUAGGCUUCUAAAACAAACAGGACUGGCAACUUUUGUUGUUCUGUAUGAUAAUUAAGUUCAUCUCUCCCCCUUGCCUGGGAUGGUUCUCAGUGGCCUACCCCCAUGUCCAUUCUACAUUUGGUUGGUAUCCUUUACACCAGUUUCCUUCCUGGCCUCAGGUAUCUGGGUGAGGCCAGAGCACGGACCUUUUACAUGUUUUUACAUUAUGAGCUCACCAUUACCAUGCAUCUCAUGUUCUUAGUCUUAGAGUAUUCAGCCAUUUCUUACACUCUCAUUGUGUUGGCACGUUGAAACAAUUUUAGCAGAUUGUGUUCUUUUUGAUCAUUUUGUAAACCCCCCAAAAAACUGAACUCCAGGGCAUAACUAAGUUGAGCUUUUACACUGUUAUGAAACAGAGAGCUUCACAAUGGUCUUUAAACAAAUAAUAACUGCUUUACUGUUUUUACAAGAUUGUAUUGUUAUUUCUCUUGGGAAAAGAAAGGCUUGUGAUUGCUAUACUAUCUCAUUUAUGUUCUAUGAAUUUCAUAGUGUGAAAAUGGGUCUCACUGUGUACAUAUGGAUUGAAUGUGAAAAGACCCAGACACAGAGAACUGUUUUUAGGUCUUGAGGAUUUUGACAUUAUCAUGUGAGCAAUGGACCAAAGCAUGCCAAUAAAGAUCUUAAGGGAU
This is a messenger RNA of Alosa alosa (allis shad), 6976 nucleotides long. Its product is annotated as zinc finger CCCH domain-containing protein 7B-like. Gene Ontology annotation, biological process: miRNA processing. Gene Ontology annotation, molecular function: miRNA binding; protein binding; metal ion binding. The record is from RefSeq and is a predicted model, not a curated record. The transcript is spliced from 22 exons. NCBI's taxonomy places the organism in Eukaryota, Metazoa, Chordata, Actinopteri, Clupeiformes, Clupeidae. The coding region runs from base 646 to 3618 and encodes 990 amino acids.